ACCACUCACACCCGAAGAGUAUAAAGCUGAGCCCCCAGUUGGCUGCGGACCAGUUGCAGCCCGAGUUUCAAGCCGCAACAUGUAUUUCGCAGUGGUUCUGCCCACUCUUUCCGCCCUACUGGUGAUGGCCAGCGCCCAGUUUCCCCAAUACCCGCCCCAAUUCCCUGAGGGCCCCGUGCAAACAUACGGCCCCCCCCAGCCCUUCUACCCAUUUAGAGCCGGAAGUUUCCACCCGAUGCGUUACCACAUGCCGCCUAGGGAGAACCCGUUCGACCAUGUUUUCAACGAAAAAGGCGAUCGACUGAGCUGCAAAAUGGUGUGCUCCCCAUCCAACGACCUGGACGACGUGGAGUCCCCCCCAGAGAAGAAGGAGAGCGCAGAGAACCGCAUUGAGAAGAAGGAGUAGAGUGUGGCUUUCGUAGAAUAAAGAGGCAACUUCUUUCACAACUGA
Molecule: messenger RNA, 451 nt
Organism: Dendroctonus ponderosae (mountain pine beetle)
Lineage: Eukaryota; Metazoa; Arthropoda; Insecta; Coleoptera; Curculionidae
Exons: 2
Coding region: 80-406 (108 amino acids)
Source: RefSeq, a predicted model, not a curated record